This is a messenger RNA of Coniophora puteana RWD-64-598 SS2, 642 nucleotides long. RefSeq lists its product as uncharacterized. NCBI's taxonomy places the organism in Eukaryota, Fungi, Basidiomycota, Agaricomycetes, Boletales, Coniophoraceae. The annotation marks the transcript as partial. The transcript is spliced from 2 exons. The record is from RefSeq and is a predicted model, not a curated record.
GGAUCCUGCUCUCGACGUCUUAUAUGCACACAUCGAUAGUUUUCCGACCUUUCUCCAGUGCUUGCCGUCUGAUCUAUGGACCGUAGACGCAACACCGGUGGAGUUUGGGGUAUACCGUCGCCUUGUCUUCAAACGAAGGUUGUUACCAAGAGACUGGAAGGUUCUGGAGACAUACGCUGCUCGCGUUAUCACCCUUAGGCUUACCUUCACUUCCAUGGGUCUCCCCGAAAAGCUUGAUCUUUCCUCUGAGGCAUGCGACGCGCUCUGCCGUUGCCCUGUCCCCAUAUUGUUCCGCAAACUACGGUCACUACAGCUCGCUUUAUGCGACAUAGCCCAGUCGCAACUGAUUGGCGCUAUCCUUCUUGGUCCUCAGCUUCGGUACCUCAAGGUUAGAGACAUGUCUCCACUCCAAGAUGUCCUCCUGCGUGGUGCUCCAAAGCUUGCCAUGGCAUGUCCCUUGAUAAAGACCAUUGAAUGCCCCGACUCCAACUUCCCGUAUAAGCGUACUCGCUCCGAACCACCUCUCGCAACAUCAGCGACGAUUUGCUCACUUAAGCACUUGGUUUCUGUUAACUGUGGAUUGGUCGACGAAUACAUGCUUACUCAUCUCCGUCGACUCCCUUCGCUGUGGAGCCUUACUUU